AUGUCACCCACUACCCUCCACCAGGGUGCGGCAAAGGGCUUCGCCGACGCCGCCACCUACGACGCCUACCGGCCCUCGUACUCCCCCGAGGCUACCCAGAAGUUCCUCUCGCACCUGCGCCUCGCCGACGUCCCUCAUGCACGCGUCCUGGACCUCGCGGCGGGGACGGGCAAGAUGACGGAAGUGCUGGCGGCGCGGCACGAGGGGUUCGAGAUCGUGGCCGUCGAGCCCCACGAGGGCAUGCGCGCCGAGCUCGAGAAGAAAGGGUUGCCCGGGGUCGAGGUAAAGGACGGCUUUGCGGCGAAGUUGCCGCUAGGAGAGGAGUGGGCCGACGGUGCCAUCGUUGCGCAGGCCUUUCACUGGUUCGCGACACCAGAGGCUCUGAAGGAAAUCCACCGCGUUCUGAAGCCCACUGCCGUGCUGGGUGUGAUUUGGAACAUUGAGGAAUACAACAAGCCGCAACACUGGAAGGCUAGUACGCCCUGGGAAAAUGCUCUUAACGAGCUCGUCUUCAGCCUCGGCUCCGACGGCCAGUCGCGCUUUCGUGACUUCGUCUGGAAGGACGUGUUCGACAACCAGCUCGACUCGAACCCGCUGCGCGCCGUCAAGGACGUCAUUAUGGAGGGCGGGCGCAAAAUGCCGCUGUUUUCGGUGCCCUUGGGCGAGGAAAAGGUUCCCUUCACAGUCUGGCUGACUCCAGAGGCCCUGUGGAACCGGCUGCGGACGCUGAGCCAGAUCGCCAUACUAGAAGGGGACGCAGCGAGGGUGUUCAAGGAGAAGUUCGAUGCUAUUGUGACGGGGGAGAGCGUAGAGAGGAAUGAGAAGGGCGAAGUUUUGUUGCACGGGGUUACGUAUCUGGCGUGGACCUCGAGGCUGUAG
This is a messenger RNA of Colletotrichum graminicola M1.001, 879 nucleotides long. RefSeq names its product methyltransferase domain-containing protein. Gene Ontology annotation, molecular function: S-adenosylmethionine-dependent methyltransferase activity. NCBI's taxonomy places the organism in Eukaryota, Fungi, Ascomycota, Sordariomycetes, Glomerellales, Glomerellaceae. The record is from RefSeq and is a predicted model, not a curated record. The transcript has 4 exons. Bases 1 to 879 code for a protein of 292 amino acids.